GCUGUCAAAAUAGAGGCUGGUCACAAACACUAAAUGAAAGGGUUCUGCACCCCGUAAGUUUAGCGCUUUUUUUUGGCUUCACGCUACCCAUUUGCCAUGACAUCUCGUUUCACGCGACCACUGUUCAAUAAUAUUCAACGUUUGCCUCGCACACGACCGACGACAUGGUCCGUGGCAACUCGUGGCCUUCGUCCAUCGCUAGGCGCCUCUUUUGCGACCGCUCGGCCCCGACCUCAAGGUCGGCCCCAAGGCGACAAUGUACGCAUCAUCAAGAUCCCUCGCUUGCCAUUGCUUAUGAUCGGUAUCGGUUUCGCAUGUCUAGGCGUGGGGCUUUACGAAUAUUUGACUUCGGAUAUUCAGAAGUAUCCACCACCCAUACGCCAAGCGCUGCGCAAAGCGCUGUAUUACCAACAGCCGGGCAAGGAUGUCAACUUGUCGACUCGGUACUUCAAAGAAGCACUGGAACUCGCAUUGCAAUCAGACGAAAUGGAACGCGACGGGGCACCUUUGACGGGUAUCAUGAUUCAGUAUGGUGCGUUACUGGAAUCGCUCGGUCGGUAUCCGGAAGCACGACAAGUGUUGACGUUGGCACUUCGUCACUUGGUCGGUUUUGAGAAUGAUCCUCACGCCACGGAAAAGAAACCCGAUCAAGCCGUCUUUGAUCUCGACCUUGCCAGUUUCCCUCCGCAAACACAAAGAAAAAUUGUUGGUAUUGCUCAGAAAUUGGGCGACAUUGCUCAGGAGACCAAGCAUGAUGCCGAAGCGGAAAAAUGGUAUACAUGGUCCCUGGAGCAUUUACUACGUAUUUCUUCCAAACCCGUCUCGACUUAUGGCGACACUGACCAAGUCCUCUUUGACAAGGAACAUAUGCCGGCCUGGCUUACCCACACCGAAUUGGGCGCAGCUUUAGAAGCGCUCGGCACCUUUUAUCAAACGCGACAAAAACACAGUUUGGCCGUUCAUUUAUACCUGCGCACACUCACUUUGGCCGGCUUGAAGACGUGUCAAUCUUCUGUCAUUAUGAACAAUCUAUCGGAAUCCUUUGCUGCGAUGGGCCAGUUUGACGAUGCCAAGUUAUGGGCGCAACGCGGUUUGGAGAUUGCGCAGAAUCCAAACACAGGAAAAGCCAACAAAGAUGGGGACGUGUGCGAUGAGGCGUGUGGCGUCCUUUUGUUCAAUAUGGGCAUGUUAUUUGAGCAAACCAAUGAUAAAGAAAAAGCCAUGAUUUUCUAUGAACAAGCGCGAAAUCAUGGCCGAAAAUACAAACUCCUGGAUUGUAUUCGACAAGCCGACCGGGCCAUCAGACGUCUUCAAUUUGAACAAACGCAACCUCCCUCCCUCCCCUCUGCAUAGAUUAUUUUUGUAUCAUAGAACAAUAACACGGUCUUUCAUCACAUGCUCAUAUGCCUUUUGGAUCUGUUUGAUCUGCACGAGGUUGCCUUCAUCGUGCCGCGGAAAAGAGAGGGUAGAAAGGAUCACGAUUGCAGGAUAGAAAAAAGUAAACAUUGA
Molecule: messenger RNA, 1509 nt
Organism: Radiomyces spectabilis
Lineage: Eukaryota; Fungi; Mucoromycota; Mucoromycetes; Mucorales; Radiomycetaceae
Exons: 3
Coding region: 97-1353 (418 amino acids)
Molecular function (GO): protein binding
Source: RefSeq, a predicted model, not a curated record